This is a messenger RNA of Gekko japonicus, 2203 nucleotides long. It is a transcript of the gene SPRED1, whose product is annotated as sprouty-related, EVH1 domain containing 1. Gene Ontology annotation, biological process: negative regulation of MAPK cascade; multicellular organism development. Gene Ontology annotation, cellular component: membrane. The transcript is spliced from 6 exons. The coding region runs from base 244 to 1488 and encodes 414 amino acids. Gene Ontology annotation, molecular function: protein kinase binding. Lineage: Eukaryota; Metazoa; Chordata; Lepidosauria; Squamata; Gekkonidae. The record is from RefSeq and is a predicted model, not a curated record.
GUUACCGGCGCCGCCAAGGAGGAAUCAGUUCAACUCUUGGAUCAACAAGAUCUCUUCGAACCGGAGGGGGGGGGGAGAGGAUAACUGGCUCUUUCGGGGCACCCCGAGGACCGAGGCCGUUCUGGCGGAAGGGUGUGGAGUGGGGGCAGAUCUGGGGUUUAACAAUGGUGAGGUUUCUGGUGAGCUCCUGCUGCGCCCUAGCUGCGUCGGUGCUGCUCCAUCUCGGAUCACGGUGAGGAAAAAAUGAGCGAAGAGACGGCGAAUUCUAACAACGAUAAUAGUUAUGCCCGUGUGCGAGCUGUGGUGAUGACCCGUGAUGAUUCAAGUGGUGGAUGGUUACCACUUGGAGGGGGUGGACUAAGCUGUGUCACCGUUUUCAAAGUCAUCCACCAGGAAGAAAAUGGCUGUGCUGAUUUUCUUGUACAUGGGGAGCGCCUCAGGGAUAAAACGGUGGUUUUGGAAUGUAUGCUGAAGAAGGACCUUAUUUACAAUAAGGUUACACCAACAUUUCACCACUGGAAGAUUGAUGACAAAAAAUUUGGCCUCACAUUUCAGAGUCCUGCUGAUGCAAGAGCAUUUGAUAGAGGCAUUCGGAGGGCUGUAGAAGAUAUCUGUCAAGGUUGUCUGACAUCACAUGAUGAAAUCGAAGUGCCUGCAUAUGGCUUUCCAGCAAUUCCAGAAAACACAUCUAGUUUGCUACUGAAAGAUCAUCUUUUCCAGCAUGAACCUAUAGCAAGUAACGAUCCUUACAAAGGUUCAUGUAUAAGACCCUCAACCUUUGAAGAUUUGAACUCAAGAACAUCCUACUUCCACAGCCAGCCAAACCAGGUACACCUGAAGCCAAUCAGGAAUGUCAGUUUUCAAGAUGAAGAGGAAAUUGUUCGAAUAAACCCUCGUGAUAUUUUAAUACGCCGCUAUGCAGACUAUAGGCACCCUGACAUGUGGAAAAAUGACUUGGACAGGGAGGAUGCAGACUCCUCGUUGCAGUGCCCUAAAACAGACCAUAAAAAAUCAGACUAUUUGUACCCAUCUGGGGAUGGGACUAAGUUGAAUUCACUCAAAGACUCCAAGGGUUCUGUGGUACUUAAAACUCAACCUUCUUCUUUCAAGUUAAAAAAAUCAAAAAGGAGGAAAGAGGAUGGAGAGCGAUCCCGCUGCGUAUACUGCCAGGAAAGAUUUAAUCAUGAAGAGAACGGUCGAGGCAAAUGUCAGGAUGCUCCAGACCCUAUUAAGAGAUGCAUAUACCAAGUUAGUUGCAUGCUUUGUGCCGAGAGCAUGCUCUAUCACUGCAUGUCAGACUCUGAAGGGGAUUUCUCUGACCCUUGUUCAUGUGACACAAGUGACGACAAGUUCUGCUUACGAUGGCUCGCCCUUGUCGCUUUGUCAUUCAUUGCGCCGUGUAUGUGCUGCUAUCUGCCCCUGAGAGCAUGCCACCACUGUGGCGAGGUCUGUGGAUGUUGUGGAGGAAAGCAUAAAGCUGCGGGAUGAACCAGCCUGAAGCCAUAUGGGGCUGACCAGUCUUUAUUUUCAGGAUACGUCUAACUCAUGGAAGCAUGUGGCAAGCAGAAGGGAAAACCUGUCAUGAAUGAGGAGCCUGCUAUGGAAGAAGCAGCAGAACUUGUUGCAACUUAAGAAUGUUGGCCAUGCCUAAUGAUCUGAUUUUAAGUGCAUGGUGCAAGAUGUGAAGGAGUUCUUGCAAAAGGAACACCUUUUUCUUAUGAUUGGUAGCUGAAAUAAGUAUGAACUGCAGUCAGUACUAGAAGGGAUCAACUUCUGCAAUGUGUACAUUUUGUGGUUUAGAUGAUUUGGGGUGGGGCUUUUUGAAAUAAUCUAUUUGACAGAAAGUUCAACUAAACCUGCACUAGUGACAGCUGAUUUAAAACUAAGGAAAGUUAAUAUGGUGACUGCAAGAAACUAAAAUUGAUUUUAAGUGCAACUAAAUUGCUUAUAAAUAGUUUUUGAAGCAACUUUAUGUAUAAAUAACAAAUGUUUAUAUUUAACUAAAUAUAUGGUACGAAUUAUUAAAUCCUUCCCCCUCCCCCCCCCUUCCGAUUGCAAAGCAGUUAUGGGCUGUAUUUCCAGUCACAUUCCGUGAUAGUAUUCCUCAAUAUUUAACUAAUUAAGUUAGUAGCAUUUCUAUUCAAGAUAAACAAAUCAGUACUUUAAAUCCUGUUUCCUCUUCAACUACAUUUUUGUAUCAAGU